Messenger RNA from Tachysurus vachellii, 5426 nucleotides. RefSeq names its product UDP-glucose ceramide glucosyltransferase (gene ugcg). The transcript is spliced from 9 exons. Gene Ontology annotation, molecular function: ceramide glucosyltransferase activity. Gene Ontology annotation, cellular component: membrane. NCBI's taxonomy places the organism in Eukaryota, Metazoa, Chordata, Actinopteri, Siluriformes, Bagridae. Bases 62 to 1243 code for a protein of 393 amino acids. Gene Ontology annotation, biological process: glucosylceramide biosynthetic process. The record is from RefSeq and is a predicted model, not a curated record.
CUUCUGGGCUGAAUCACACACACACACACACACACACACAGAGCAGUGGUGUCUGUACACCAUGGCCUUGCUGGAGCUCGCUAUGCAGGGCUUCUCCAUCUUCGGAUUUAUUUUAUUUAUUGUCCUCUGGUUCAUGCAUUUCAUGUCCAUCAUCUACGUCCGCUUACAUCUCAAUAAGAAGAGCGGUGAUAAACAGCCCUACAGCAAACUGGCCGGAGUUUCGCUGCUCAAACCCCUGAAAGGUGUGGACCCCAACCUCGUCAGUAACCUCGAGACCUUCUUCGAGCUCGACUACCCCAAGUAUGAGAUUCUGCUCUGUGUGCAAGACCACGACGAUCCGGCCAUCGAUGUGUGUAAAAAGCUUCUGGGGAAAUACCCGAGUGUCGACGCCCGCUUGUUCAUAGGCGGUAAGAAGGUCGGCAUCAAUCCAAAAAUAAACAACCUCAUGCCAGGGUACGAGGGAGCAAAAUACGACUUGGUGUGGAUCUGCGACAGCGGCAUUCGAGUGAUGCCUGACACGCUGACGGACAUGGCCAGUCACAUGACAGAGAAGGUGGGUCUGGUUCACGGCCUCCCGUAUGUCGCAGACCGUCAGGGAUUCGCUGCUACACUCGAGCAGGUGUAUUUUGGAACAUCACACCCUCGCUCCUACAUCUCUGCUAACGUGACGGGGAUAAAGUGUGUGACUGGAAUGUCCUGUCUGAUGAGGAAGGAUGUUCUGGACCAGGCUGGAGGUCUGAUCGCGUUCGCUCAGUAUAUCGCUGAGGAUUACUUCAUGGCCAAAGCCAUCGCAGACAGAGGAUGGAAAUUUUCCAUGGCGACGCAGGUAGCCAUGCAGAACUCCGGCUCCUAUUCCAUCGCUCAGUUCCAGUCACGCAUGAUCAGAUGGGCGAAGCUGCGUAUCAACAUGCUGCCUGCCACCAUCAUUGAGCCCAUCUCUGAGUGCUUCGUGGCGAGUCUGAUCAUCGGCUGGUCGGCUCAUCACAUGUUCCGCUGGGACAUCAUGGUGUUCUUCAUGUGCCACUGUCUCGCCUGGUUCAUCUGUGACUACAUCCAGCUCCGAGGAAUUCAGGGCGGCGCACCGUGCUUCUCUAAGUUGGACUACGCCGUGGCCUGGUUCAUCAGGGAGUCCAUGACCAUCCAGAUCUUUCUCUCGGCGCUCUGGGAUCCCACCAUCAGCUGGAGGACGGGACGCUACCGGCUACGCUGCGGCGGCACGGCUGAGGAAAUACUGGAUGUGUAAAAGAAAGGAAAAAGGACAUUGAAGCAAACAGUGGACACAAUUGUGACAAAACAGGAAGAGUGGAAGAAAUGGGCGGAGUCAGAACAUGCAGAAAUAACUGCUCAAUCAUUUCAGAUUAUUGAUCUGUGAGAGUUUUAAGAAGUGAAUGAAUUUUUUUUUUCUAUCUUUUGUUUUAGGUUUUUAAGAACCUCUGGGCCGUGAGUGUGUGCGUGAGUGUGUGCGUGCAUGUGUGUGCCUGCGUGCGUGUGUGCGUGCACAUGCAUGCGAGUGCGUGCGAGUGAGUGUGUGCGCAUGCGUGAGUGUGUAUGUGCGUGCGUGCGUGUGUGUGAGUGCCUGAGUGAGUGUGCGCAUGCGUGAGUGUGUAUGUGCGUGCGUGUGUGUGAGUGCCUGAGUGAGUGUGCGCAUGCGUGAGUGUGUAUGUGCGUGCGUGUGUGUGAGUGCCUGAGUGAGUGUGCGCAUGCGUGAGUGUGUAUGUGCGUGCGUGCGUGUGUGUGAGUGCCUGAGUGAGUGUGCGCAUGCGUGAGUGUGUAUGUGCGUGCGUGUGUGUGAGUGCCUGAGUGAGUGUGUGCGCAUGCGUGAGUGUGUAUGUGCGUGCGUGCGUGUGCAUUUGGUCGAUUAGUGUUUAUGUUCUUGGUGCUUUUGCUGGCUUCGUGAUUGGAGGCUUUGAGUCCCAAAAUGAGCCAACGACUGACGUAGACGAGGAACAUAAUGGACUUUUGUUUAGGAAAAACAGAAAGAAACAAAAUUCUUUUUCUAGAAUGAGUUUUAUUUAUAUUUUUAUGUCCCGUGGUUCUGAACAGCGCUGUAAGCCCCGGGACAUGGGGAUAAGUCCAUGACUCGAUCAGUAGCAGUUCGGUACGAGACAGCGCUAAAAAGCUGUGAUCCACACGAUGCCGCAUGACGUAGCGUGACGUCACCACGUGUUCUGAUGAAAUCACAAAUCUGGACACAUUUCACGAUUAAUGUUCAAAUCGAGUCACUGAUUGUUUAACACUCAGUAGUGGACUGGUUUCCAUAGCGACAAGUUCCACAAAAACAUCACAGAUCUGAAGGUGUGAUGAUGAAGUGCGAGCUCAGAGAAUAAUCCCAGCAGGACACCAACAAUCCUGUGGAGUUUAACGUUUGUCAGCGGCACUUAUUUUCCUCCGCAGACGUCUGUUAGUUGUUUUUCUGUUUGUUUUUGUUUUUUUUUACGAUUUGAGUUGAAAGUUUUACACAUUCAGUCAUCCAACACGACAAACCUGAGCGUGAUUAAAACGCAGUCAGUAUUAGUGUGAGAUUUCACUCGUCCAAUCAGAUCCUUGUGCCACUAGGAUUAAGGAUUUAUUUACUGAUUUUUUUUUUUUUUUUAUAGAAGAAUUUACUUUGAUCUCAAACAGCACGAUUAAAGAUUUAAUCCAGAUUGAAAUUUCAUUCAGAUUUGAAUACACAGCUCUUUUGCAUCACUUUCUGGUUGCUGAUUGGCUGAAAACAGGUUACACAUAAAAACUAACCUAAAAUAAAACAGAUGGACUGAUAAUAACUGACCGUAUUUUACAGAAGUAAAUCGAAUCCUAGUGCCACAGAGACCCUGCGAGUGUUUGUUGGACGUUUGGUUUUAUCUUUUCCUGAAUUUGCUGCCUGAGCCACUAGUGUGACUCCAGACUGGAGACGAAUGGUGACACAGCUCCACUUUAACGUGACUUUAUUUUAUAUUAGCCUGAUGAUGAUGAUGAAGAUGAUGAUGAUGUAGAUAUGUUCUCAGACAGAUGGUUUCCCGCUACAGACACACCGGUCACGACUCAUGAGGAGCUCUCGUGGCUCGGAUCGGUCAGAUCAGGUGUGUUCGGGAUGAACGAAGUGACUGAAAUGUAAAAAGAUUAGCUCCGCCCCCUGACCACACCUGUAUAGUGAUUGGUGUGGUCAGUGUCUCGCCUUCGCCUUGCUGAUACUCUCACGACAUGACACACACUCCUCUCCCUGUGUCAGUAUUCCCCUCAGACGGUCGUUGUUUAUCUCACGGAAGUGUAUUUUUUUUUUCUAGAUAUUAUAUUAAACUGUAUUGAAUCCUGUUGCAUUUCAGUAACCGUGUAAAUCAGUAAUGCAUUUCAAAAUAAAUUAAACAAACACACUUCCCGUGCGGUAAACUCGGCCCUGCUGACCUUCACACGCUUUUUCCAGCUCGCAGAAGGCUGCUGCAUGUUAAGCACUCAAACACACCUCCAAAGAAAGAGUCGUCUUUUUCCCCUUCGUCUGAAAAGCUGAGACUCCCUGAAGCUCCGCCCCUUUCCCUCGUCUCACAUUACUGAUCUCUGCUCUGAACCUUUCUGUGCUGAUACGAUGCUCUGGCUUUCCGUCUCACUGACAGGAGAAUGUUGAGUUUGUUAAAGUCCAAACCGUCGUCACACAGUUCCAGUUAAAUGUCAGACAUUCUUCAGGAAUGAGAUCCAACAGAUCUACAAGUGAAACCUGAUUAAAAUGGUGCUCAGGUUCCUGAGAUGUUUUCUGAUGAACUUUAGUUGGUUCUUGUUCUCCAAGCUUUACGAACCCCAGACAAGGAUAAAAAAAACUGAACAGGAUGAAAGUCGGUGAAAGAAGGAAAGGAGUGAUGAUGAUGUCACACACGAGCAUCGUAGCAACACCAAAAUUCUACUCGUUGUCGACUGGACUGUACAUCAGGGAUCUGCUCACGUUUUACAGGACAGAGUGUCUCUCUCUCUCUCUCACUCACACACACACACACACACACACACACACACACACACACUACUUUUUAUUUUAUCAGAUGUGUGUAAAUUACUGUCCUGGCUCUGCCCCCAGAUCCUUUCUCCGCCCCCAGAUCCUGGCCCCACCCCCUUGCACUGAUGCUGACAGUAUUAUACUAUAGACUUUUUAUUUUAGACUUUUUUUUAUCCAUUUUUUUUCUUAUACUUUCACAUUUUGCUAAAAAUCUGAAACUUUAUUUAUUUUCCUAAACCAAAUUCUCCGUCUGUAUUUUCCUCCUGUGUUCAUGUUGCUGUUUCCUUUCUGCUCCUUGACAGGUAAAGAGGGAUUAACACACAACAGUCAGCAAUAAAAGUCUUAAAGUCCUGCUCAGUUUAGUCUGUGAAAUAAAUAUCACACACACACACACACACACACACACAUACACAGAGACACACACACACAUCUAUUAAACCUUUCAGAUUUUCAUUUCAAAAUAUCUUUACAAGCAAUUUAUUGUAGUUCAGCAGUGUGCCAUAAUGCUGUACUGUUUGUUUAUAUUCAUUAUGUGCCAUAAUGCUGUACUAGGGGUGUGUGUGUGUGUGUGGCUUAUAAAUGCCCGCUGUAGUGAAAUAUUUCAAAACAGAUUUUUACAUUUUUGUUCUGUCCUCUUCCUGUGUGAGAAAACAGCCCUCUGUACAUGAGCAAGAGUGUUUAGAGGUGUGUGUGUGUGUGUGUUUGACCUUCUCAAUACUGUGAGUGAGUUUAUUGUUGUGUGGCUCACGGUGGGGAACUGGACAUCAUGAUUUACUUAUUUUUUCUGUGUGUGUGUGAGGCUGGUGGUGUAGACCUCAAUGCAAAAACCAAAUUCAAAAUCAGGGUCACCUUUUUCUAGCUUAAAAUUGAAUUUUUUUGUGUGAGUGCGUGUGUGUGUGUGUGUGUGUGUGCAGGGGUGUGUGUGUGUGUGUGUGUGCAGGGGUGUGUGUGUGUGUGUGCAGGGGUGUGUGUGUGAGUGCAGGGGUGUGUGUGUGUGUGUGUGUGAGUGCAGGGGUGUGUGUGUAGGGGUGUGUGUGUGUGUGUGUAGGGGUGUGUGUGUGUGUAGGGGUGUGUGUGUGUGUAGGGGUGUGUGUGUGUGCAGGGGUGUGUGUGUGUGUGUGUGUGUGCGUUCCGCUACACCAGCAGCCUCUUGUGUGUGAAAGUUGUAGAAAAGUCCAGUUGUGAUCCACCGUCAUGUCUUUUACACACUACACUAAGACCCUUUUAUAGAUGACGUACACUGUAUUUAUGAACUGUUCCAUUGUAAGUGCUGAAUGAAGCUUAAUUUAUUCUUGAGCUGGACUUUGUGUAGUUCCUCUGUUAUCUGCAGUGUAGAGAAUUAGACCUGUGGCUGGUUUUUUUUUCUUCUCUUUUUUUAUAUAGAUGUCGCUGUGUUUGUGUUUAGGAGAAAAAACACUUCUAAACUGCAGCAGGGAGCCUCACUAAUUAAAGGUGUCCCCAACCA